Molecule: messenger RNA, 903 nt
Organism: Aspergillus bombycis
Lineage: Eukaryota; Fungi; Ascomycota; Eurotiomycetes; Eurotiales; Aspergillaceae
Product: protein alcS
Exons: 8
Coding region: 1-903 (300 amino acids)
Cellular component (GO): plasma membrane
Molecular function (GO): acetate transmembrane transporter activity
Source: RefSeq, a predicted model, not a curated record
AUGGCCGAGCAUAAAGCGAGCAGCGAACUCGAUCUCAAUCACAGCAAAACAUCUCCAUCCCAAGAAAAAGCAGCAAUGCCAUCAUUAACGACGGUUCCUACCUCCAUCACUCUAUCCACUGAACAGUUCGAGAAACUUUACCUCACCCCAUUGAGGCAUCGCCAGCCAGCCUUAACCAAGACAUUCGGAAACCCUACUCCACUCGCCCUGGGUGGCUUCGUGGUCACUACAACACCACUGUCCUGCUGCUUGAUGGCCUGGAGAGGUGCUGGUGGGAAUGGCAUCGCAUUCACAGGACCCAUCAUCUUCCUCGGUGGAAUGUUACUGGUUAUUACUAGUAUUCUGGAGUUCCUCCUGGGGAACACCUUUCCCUGCGUCGUCUUUGGCACUAUCGGAGGAUUCUGGUUCGCCUUCGGCGCAACCCAAACCUCAGCGUUCAAUGCCGCAGCCCCAUAUUCCACCUCAACAACCAACACAAUCGAGGCCUCCAUAGCCCCGAAUUCCUCAAUACAUACGAUACUCAAUUCACCAGCAUUCCUCUUCAUCGCCAUGGCCGUCCUAGUAACAAUCUACAUGAUCUACGCCACCCGCACAAACGCAGUUUACGUCCUCAUUUUCGCCGCCCUCAUCCUCGUCUUCGUCUGUCUCGCCGCCGCAUACUGGCGUCUAGCGGACGGGGAUACCGUCGUUGGGAAUCGUCUCAUCGUGGGAGCCGGCGCUGCGCUGUUCGUGGCUAGCCUCUUGGGGUUUUAUUUGCUCGUUGUGCAGCUGUUUGAGGCUUUGGGCUUUCCAGUUAAUUUGCCUGUAGGGGAUUUGAGUCGGUUUUGGGUGAGGUUUGAGGGGAGGGCCAGGGACAGUGCACGAGAUGUGGAGAUGGUCGGUGAUCUUGGGGAGAAGUCGUGA